AUGGGGUCACGGAGGCGAUGUUCGGAUCCGAAUCCCCAAUUGGUGAGUUUGCAACACAUAUCGGAUGCGACAGUAAACGAUGACGAUUAUGGUGAUGUCGACGGUGGUGGUGGCGGUGGAGGAGGGGUGAAAAUCCGAUCCGGACAAUCAUCUCCGAUCAUUUUGGGAAACGGAACCUGUACUCCGAUAUUAAGUUCUCCAAAAGCUGUACGAAAAGGUUUGUCAACGUGGGGUAAAAAAGUCGGUAGAAAAUGGGAUCAGUUAAAGCGAAGCGAUUCAUCUGAGGUUUUAUCCGUGUCUCCGGGUCGAAGACGACGAUGGUCACCCUCGAAAUCAUCAUUGCCACCGACGGGACAAAGUUCAUCGUUGAAAAGUCGAAAAGUGUCACGCGUGGAAUCCCUGAGACAUUUAUUUGCACGUGGAGUUCUCGACAAGCACGGAACACACGGUAAAUCUCCAAAAUCAACGUGGAGAAAAGAAGAAUGGCGUAAAAAUAUUGCCGAUCUUUACGGUUCGAAUCAACCCCUAUUCGACGACCCGAACGAAAUCCGACUUAAAAAACUAUUAACGAUGUUUCAAAAUUCUGAAAAAAGCGAAUUGUUGCAUAAACAGCUCAUCGAAUACGUUUUCCGACAGAAAUCCGAACAAAAUGUUACCGGUGGUCGCGACGACGGUAACGGUUUUUUACGAUUUGACGAUUUGCCCUUGAGAAAAUCCACGAGCGAAAGCGACGUUUCCGAAUUGAAUAAUAAAACGCAAAUGACGGGUUCGAGACCGAGAAAAUUGGAUGUUUUAACCGAAGAAAAUCCAAUAGGUACGCCCAAGAGUAAAAGAAGUAACAAACGAUUGGGUGAUAGAUUGGCAUCGACGAGCGUUGACGAUAUUUUUACCGCAUCCGAAGAAUCUCCCUACAAUAUACAAACGGUCACCCCGUCAAAAACUAAUGUCUCGCCGUCGGCUCAUUUUUCCGUAGAUGAACUUUGCAUGUUUUUAAAUAAUAUAUUAGCCAAAUGUGACGAAAGCGGAUACGACAGCGAUUCGACGAGAAACGGUUCGGAUUCUCCGAGAGAUUCCAUAACAUCGACAAAAUCCGAUCAAAAGAGAAACGUCACGAGGCACAACAACAACACGAAUAAAUCAUCAUUUUCCGAAUCCGAUGGAUACGUGAAAAAUUCAGACGGAAAAUUGUUAAAAAACGAAAGAAUAUCCGGCGUCACGUUGAAAGAAAAAAAUAAAAGAUCGUCGAAUCACAACAUAAAUGAUGUCGGAACGGAAGAAAAAUUUUCAUUCAUACGACGACGAAGUCCGAAAUUAAGUUUUAGCGAACACAGGAACAAAUAUACGAAUUCUGUACAUUUUCCCAAAGAAGAAAAUAAAAAUGGCGACGCGGGAGGAAUCAUUGACGAUUCGAAAUUAUGUGAAAAAUGUAAAAGCGAACCGAUUGAAAAGUGCGACGAUAAUAAUUCUGUGAAAAUAACGAGUUUGUAUCAAAGGUUUUUAAGAAAUCGUAAUUAUUUUCCAAAAUCCGGUGGUGGUGGUGGGGGGGAAAAAUCGGAAAAAGAAUUUAAAACGAUUAGAUUUUACAAAGAAGAAUAUGAAGAAAUGGGGAUUUUCAUUGAGAAAAAAGAUUCAAAUGCGAAAACGAGUAAUUGCGUCGUAACACAAAUUGAAAAUGGCGGCCUGGCAGAUAGAGACGGCCGUAUUAAAAUAGGUGACGAAUUAAUAAAAGUUAACGGUAAAAGACUGAGAGGGGUUUCGCUUGGAGAAGCAAAAGUUAUUUUAAAAAAUGUCGGAAAGGAAGUUGAAUUAGUGAUAGCGAGAAAUCCGACGUCGGAGGAUUCGGAAAGGAAAAAUCACAAAGGAAAUAAUUACGAAACUGAAAAAAAAACUGAUAGAAAAGAUUCACACGGUGGUAACAGGAAAAUAAGUUUAUCCGAUUUACUCGUCAAUAGAUCUUCGGUCAAUUCUAGUUCGAAAGAAAUUUCUAGAAAUUUCGGUUCGAAAUUAAAAAGUGAUAAUAAUAAAUUCGAUUCGGAAAUGAUAAUGCCAAAAACUAAACCGCCGCCGAUAGUCACGCGGUCUGAUAAAAAUCACGAAACGAAAUUCGAUAAAGACAAAACAAUGACGGGCAUGCUUAAAUUUUCGUAUAAUUUUGACGCCGUGACCCCGAGGUCACAGCGAGAAAACACACUUCCGCCCAGUUCUUUUAGCGCGACGGGGGGAAUGAAAGGAAGCGAAGGAGGAGGAGGAGGAGGAGGAACUUUGCCGAGACGUCCGAAAUCUCUCACUUUAUCUUUUUUAACCGUCACGUUCGUCAAAGGUCCUGGAAAAAAAUCCUUGGGUUUUAGCAUCGUCGGCGGAAAAGAUUCUCCCAAAGGAAACAUCGGGAUAUUUGUUAAAACGAUUUUUCAAUCCGGUCAAGCAUCAGAAGAUGGUAAACUCAAAGAAGGGGAUGAAAUAUUAGCCGUGAACGGUACCCCCCUACAGGGUAUGACACACGCAGAAGCGAUAAACAUGUUUAAAAAUGUUAAAUCUGGAGAAGUCAUGUUACACGUUGGAAGAAGGGAUCCGCUCCAGAGAAGGUAA
This is a messenger RNA of Pediculus humanus corporis (human body louse), 2586 nucleotides long. RefSeq names its product pdz domain protein arc, putative. Gene Ontology annotation, molecular function: protein binding. The coding region runs from base 1 to 2586 and encodes 861 amino acids. The record is from RefSeq and is a predicted model, not a curated record. The transcript has 3 exons. NCBI's taxonomy places the organism in Eukaryota, Metazoa, Arthropoda, Insecta, Psocodea, Pediculidae.